UCACAAAGUAAUAGAUAACAUUAUAAAUACAAAAGGAGAAGAAGUAUGAAGUAUAAUGUUAUACCAUCUUUUUAUAUUAAAGGUAUCAUCAGGACAGAAGAAGGAAAAUACUAUAUAAAUGCAACAUAUACAUAAACCAAACUGGCCAAAAGCACUCACUCCAAGGUGGUUCAACAU
Molecule: messenger RNA, 177 nt
Organism: Nezara viridula (southern green stink bug)
Lineage: Eukaryota; Metazoa; Arthropoda; Insecta; Hemiptera; Pentatomidae
Source: the annotation of a GenBank genome assembly